This is a messenger RNA of Mucor mucedo, 3723 nucleotides long. RefSeq lists its product as uncharacterized. The transcript has 6 exons. Gene Ontology annotation, cellular component: Set3 complex. The annotation marks the transcript as partial. The record is from RefSeq and is a predicted model, not a curated record. Gene Ontology annotation, biological process: regulation of transcription by RNA polymerase II. Lineage: Eukaryota; Fungi; Mucoromycota; Mucoromycetes; Mucorales; Mucoraceae.
AAAGACAGCAACAAUAAUAAAAUCACCAGUUCUUCCAGUAGUUCCAGUGUCAAGGAUUUAAAAGAAGAUAAUAAACCCAACACACCUACCUCAGAAUACACACCUUCCAACCGCUAUAUGGACUGGCGUGACAGAGACCGCGACAGAGACCGUGAUCGUAGAUACCGAGAAGAAGAUCGCCGUCGAGACUAUGAUAGACGAGGCUAUAUGCGUGAUUUGCGCUAUGAUUCACCUUCUUACGGUGCGCCACCACCUCCGCCACCCAUGAACUACCAAAUUCCUCCAUUCAAUGGCGAUUCGUACCGUCCAGACCGUGAUCGAGACCGUGAUAUGCCUCCUUCGCCCAACAUACCCUACUAUGAACGAGACCGUCUGGAUGAUCGUGAUUUUUACAGACCGGGUCGUAACAACACUGCACCAAACAACAAUAACAAUAAUACGAAGAAAAUCAUUGAGCCUGUGGUCGCUUCUACACCUGCAUCUGCAUCUGCGCCUGCUGCUGUUGUCACUUCAACUGCAACCACAAACGCCACUCCCACGACACCUCCCAUGGUCACAUCUCCCGCAACCACAUCACCCACGACUACAUCUCCUAUUGCCCCAGCAGCAACAGCAGCUACGACAUCUACAACAAUUACGACAGCUACAACGUCUACAACAGCUACAACGUCUACAACAGCUACAACGUCUACAACAGCUACAACGUCUACAACAGCUGCAAUAGCCACAACAGCUACAACAGCUAUAACGGCUUCAGCAGCACCAGCAGCUUCAGUAGCCGCAACUCCUGCUACCAGCGUUGAGAAGGAAGCCACACCCACCUCUCCGCAAAUCGAGCAAGGCGAAGUGAUUGAGAUGGAACUCCCGGUGAUGACACAAGAGCAAAUCGUGAACCGUAUUGACGACAUUGAAAACGAGUUAUCGAUGGAAGAAGAAUUAUUAGCACUUGCGGAGAAACGGGAGCGCGAAGCUAUUGAGCAAGAGAAUGCGAAUGCGGAUGACGAAGAUGAGACGGCGGAAGAGGAAGCGGCCGAGAAUAAAGAAGAGGCGAAAAAGCAAGCGUUGCAGGCCAUGGAAAACGAUCCUUGUGUGAAUAACAUGAUGGAUUUCUCCGACGAACUGGCGUCGCCCAUGAUGAUGCGUAAACGACCUCAGCUGCUGAUCAAUCAACUUCGGGCUAAAAAUGACGAGGAGGAGGAUCGUUUGUAUGAGAAGAUCUUGGAAGAGAAUCGACAGGUGGCCAAGAAGAAUGCGGGCGGCGAUGGUGAAGAUUGGUCGGAUGAAGAGAGUUGGAAAAAGCCCUUGUAUCCCUCGUUGGCUGACUAUCCUUGUUAUAAGGAAAAUAUAGCUAAAUUCGAUCAGUUGCGUAUUCAUAUCUCACACUCUUUGGCCACUCAAAAGGUAGCGCUUGUGAAAAAGGAAAAGUUUCUCAAGAAGGAGUACAAGGCGUUAUACGAACAAUGGAAGGAAAAGAAUUUGGCCCUCGAUCGUAUUCGAGAUAUCGAACGUAAAGGACCCGAUAAAUUUGGCGGACAUCGUACAUCCAGUCGUCGUAUUCAAGAACAACAACCGGAGGAAUAUACCGACGGUGUCAUCUUUACUGCCAAUUCCGAAGAUGCGCUUCGUUUCAGUAAUGGCGGAUCUUCUACGCCUUACAACAAUAACGGUCUCUAUACUUCUGAUGCCGCACGUUCUGAAGCCGAAUUACUCGAGAUCAUUCAAUCCUUGGAAUCCGCCGAGAUGCGUAACCCUGAAAACCGAGCCAAAAAGACGACGGCCACGAUCCCAUCCAUGAUACUGGACGUACGUGAACGCAUGCGUACCUAUGACGAUCGUAGUCGAUUGGUCAAGGAUCCGUUAACGUAUUACCACACUGGACCGGAUACGGGAGAUGUUUGGAACCAACAAGAAGUCACAACCUUUAUGGAGAGUUACAUGAUGUACCCCAAGCAAUUCGAACGUAUCUCCGUUGCCAUUGGAACCAAAACAGCACCUCAAUGUGUCUUAUUUUAUUACCGUAAAAAGAAGAAGAUUGAUUUCAAGGCCUUGAUGAAGAAGGGACGGAGGGGUAAAGCCAACAAAAAUAGAGAUCGUAUUGCAGCCGCUAUCCGUAUCGCUACCAAUGAUUCCUCGCCUACCGGAAGAAAGGCCAAGAGUAAAGGAUCCGCUUUGAUGACCGAUAUCGGCGAAGCUCAAAACUCGAGAAAGGCCAAAGAAAAAGAUGCGGCUGAACGAAAAAGUAAAGAGUUACGGGAUUUAGAGCAAGCCAAUCAAUAUUGGGAUAGUGUGGCCGAAAGAAAAAAGACAAAACGACCUACUGUACCUCCUAUUUUCAUGCCUAAUAUCCCUUCAGGUCCUCCCAGUAGUGCUUCGGAUGAUACUGAUACCAUGAUGGUAUCCACUCCUACAACCGCGACGACGACCACAGAAAAACGUAGAACAAACUCGGGCUCACAAGUGCCUCGUCGUAAUAAAGGAAAAUCGCCUCGUGAUAUUGAACCAGCCGUAACUGAACAGGUUCGCUCAACGGAAGAGACUACCACCACCACGAUGGAUAGUGCGGAAGAUGAAGAGGAUAAAACCGUACCGUAUGCUGGGAACACGGCCUUGAACAGUGGCGUGGCCAAAUGGUCCGACCGUGAAAAGGAAAUGGCGGUGGAAGCAUUUAAAGAACACCGUCGUGACUUUGUUCAAGUCUCUGCCCUUGUCAAAUCCAAAACAGAGGAACAAUGUCGUAACUUUUACCAUAAUUUCAAGCGUAAAUUCGGUCCCAAUGCCUUUGAUGAAGAAGAUGCGCGUCAACAGGAGAUUGCACCCGAUGUUCAUUCUGAAGUCGCUCUGGCCGGAAGAACCGAUUUGAAAGCAGAAGAAGAGGAUGCUGCUGCUGCUUUAGUUGGUAUGUUUCAAAUGGGUGCGAACACAACUGUCAAGGACGAGUUAUCUUCUCGAUCAAGAACUCCCAGUAGUGACCUUGCACUUGUCUUACCCCCUUCUUCUGCAUCAUCCACUCAACAAAAGCGACGUAGGGUCCGAUCCACGUCCAGCCGAGCCGAAAGUGUGAAUGGGGAUGAGACGCUUGCUUCGGAAUGGGCGGAUGCUGACUAUGGUAGUAAGAACGGAGGGCGCAAAUUAGGACGUACGACGUCACUGAGUGGGAGUAAACGUCCGGUGUAUUCGUCGUAUUGGUCUGUAUCUGAGCGUAACGAAUUCUUGAGGCUUCUGGGUGUGCAUGGGCGUAACUGGGAUCAAGUGGCAAACGAGAUGAAGAGCAAGACGGUGAUCCAAGUACGCAAUUUCUAUGUAAAUAAUGAAGAAAAGAUGCAAUUGAAGGAUGUGGUGGAUCGCUAUCAUUCGAAUAAAAGUGAAAGUAUGCCACCGAUGGGUACAUCAUUUGAUACGAGUGCAGCACAUUUUCAAGCAUUACAGAAUUUUCCGUUUCCUUCACCGAUUCAUCCAGCAGCUGCAACGCCUAGUGCAACAGCAACAUCUAGUGCGACAUCAACGUCGUUGCAUGGUUACCCAAGAUCCGGUUACUUUUCUUCCACUCCACCACCAGCAGCAGCAGCAGCAGCAGCAGUGACAACGCCUAACAAUAAUUAUCCGAGACCGAGUGCGGCACCGAGUGAAGCACCUUCUGCCGUGACCAAAGUGGCGGAUCUCUUAAAUAACGAUGAUCCUGCUGAACCUAGUCAGAGUAGUUGGGAUUCUUGGUUUGGAACUUAG